AGCAUCACGAUCGAAACAACCACCGGGGAGAACGAACGAACGAAAGAGCGAGCGAAGCGGUCCCUUUAAGAAAGAGCGUUUCUUAACAAAAAUAAAGCUGUCGACUGAAAAAAAGUUGUUUUUUUAAGGUCUGGAAUUGUGGACGUUUGAAGGUACUCCGUUUUGCAGCACACCCACGAAAUCUUCCCGGGGAUAACUGAAUUUUGGUUCGAAUGAAACAGGAGAAACAUGGUGGACGUUCAGAGGGGGCACUGAAAGAGGCUUUUUAAAUAUUUAAGAAGCUGUUUUUCGUCGUGAACUGUAGCCGUUUGAAGCCGAGAGGUGCCUUUGGUUAUUUGGUAUUAAAGUCGGAUUUUGAAAAGGAGAGCGGUGGAGAGCUGAAGAAACCGGAGCAGCCAUCCAGCAACAUGGGAAAAACGGGGCAAGUUGAUUGAAAGAAAGUCGGCAACAUCAACAGAAAAAGGGUGCCUAGAACUUGUUUUUGUGUUGUUGUGCUGCUGCAGCAGCAGCUAUCUAGAGCGCAUUCUGGAAUGCGUAUUGCCGCGAAGAACUGCUUUUUAAAAUAUGAAACCUUUUUAACAUUUUUAAUUGUCCAGCUCGGUAAUUACACAUUUCUUCUGUGCGCGAACUUGUGUUUUUUAUUUUUAUUUUCAAGCUGCUUUUGUGCAGUGAGAAUGAAGAAAAGCUUUCUUUACAUCACCAGUGUUAAAUUUCAGUGAGUCGUUGUAUCUAUAUGUAGGUCAGCACUUGAAGUACCCCGGUUAAAUGUGUUCACUGAUAUUAUAUGAAAACGUUAUUUGAGUGAACGAGGGAAAAAAAGUUUAUAAUUUUUUUCUAACUUAUUAACCAUGUACCUCGAAGAAAUGGGAUGUGCCUCAAGAUGACUGAAUCAGUUACCAGUUAAAUGUGGAGUAUUGCCCCACACUUUACAACUAUAUACCAGGAAUGGCUUUGAGAUAAAGUAGAUUACAUGGUGACUUGCUGGAGAUGCCAAGGAAGGAGCUGCCGUUGCCAGAGGGUUGGGAAGAGGCCCACGAUUUCGACGGAAAAGUUUAUUAUAUUGAUCACAAAACUAAAACCACAAGUUGGAUCGACCCAAGAGACAGAAACACUAAACCUCUGACGUUUGCUGACUGCAUUGGAGAUGAACUUCCAGUUGGUUGGGAAGAGGCAUAUGAUCCACAGGUCGGAGCAUAUUACAUAGACCAUAACACAAAAACUACACAAAUAGAAGAUCCCCGAAUACAAUGGCAGCGGGAACAAGAGCGCAUGUUGAAGGAGUACUUGGGUGUUGCAGCUGAUGCUCUAAAAGCACAGAAAGAGAUCUAUCAAGUCAAAGAGCAACGACUAAAGAUUGCACAGCAAGAAUUCACAAAUUUAAAUGAUGUUUGGAAAGACAAAUCUACUUCUCAAACAAGCUUAAAUUCCGGCUCAUCCUCCAGUAGCAAAUAUGACUCUGAUAUUCUUAAAGCUGAAAUUGUAACAGCAAAAAGUAGAGUAGAUAAGCUUAAGAAAGAACUUGCUUACAUGAGACAAGAGCUCCAGUAUAAAGAACAAGGCUAUGAAACAUUAAAAGAAGUUGACCAGAAGAUGUCCAUUACUCAGUGUGGCUUUAAAUUGGAUGAAGCACAAGCUAUUGUUAGUGAAGUAAGAAGAAUCAAAAAGGCCAUUAAUUCUGGAGAAAAGGAAAAGUAUGAACUUAUGCAGACCUUGGCUAGGCUAAAGGAUGAAUUCAGAGUUGAUUCAAGGUAUCAAUUGGACCUUUGGCCAAGCAGUUCUUCCCUCAAUGAUUCAAAUCGAUCCUUACCCCGGCUUUUUUCAGAUGCUGGAUCUCAAACUAGUUUGCCAGAUUUUUCAACAAGCAAUAACAACAAAUUAGCUGAGAAAGUCAGGUUAAGCCUGAAGUAUGAAGAAGCAAAGAAAAGGAUAGAAAAUAUUGAAGUUCAAAUAGCAAAAGUGGAUAGUGAGGCUUGGCCUGGCUUACUUGAUCCAGAAAGGGAUCGCUUAAUCCUAAUAAAUGAGAAGGAAGAGCUUUUAAAAGAACUGCAGUAUAUGAGACCUCGCAAGAAAGCUGCAUGUGAUGUUGAAAGACUAGACCUGGAGAGAAAGCGUUUGGAGAAGGACCUUCAGGCAGCCCGGGAUAAUCAAAGUAAAGCACUGGCAGAAAGGUUAAAGCUACAUAGCAGAAGAAGUAAAUUGGUCCGGGAACUUGAAGAGACUGCUCGUGUAGCUUCAUUGAUUCAUGCCCAACUAAAAAGCCUUUCUGCCAGUACACUUUCAUGUUCCUCAGGCAGCAGUAAGAGUUCAUUGGCAUCCAGCAUGGGGUCACUUGCCAACUCUAGCCAAGGCUCCUCUUCUUCACUAAGCUUUACUGAUGUCUUCUUUGAUCAGCCAGAGUCGAGUGAUCCUGACUACCAGUAUAAACUAGACUACAUGCUUCAGGAGGUAGCCACAAGUUUUCGACCGUCUAGUUCUAUAACUACAAUUCACGAAAAUGAAAUCAUAAACACUAAAAUGAACUUGGGUACUCCAAUUCAGACACUGAAAAUAGCUGAGACACCUGGUUCUGUGACUUCACUUUCACCUCGAUCUUCCAUAUCUUCCUUAUCGCCUCCUUGCUCUCCACUUGUGUCAGACUCUCAUUUUUUGGCUGGAGAUGCCUUCUUGAAUCAUGAUAACAUUGGCAUGGACCUUGAGUUGUCAGGACGACUUGCAGAUCUCCAUGUUAACACUUGUAUGGAAAAUAAACAGCUUUUUGACAGCACGGUGCCUCUCUCUCACAUUCACUGUAUAACUCAGGAAACUGAUGUCAAACAAGACUUGGGAAGCACCGGUCCAGACUCUACUAAAGAUGGCAGUUUACAGAUAAAAACCACAGGAGCUUUACCUCACAAAGUGGGUGUGUUUUCUGCUAUAUCUGAUGAGUCUGUUGCUGGGGACAGCGGUGUCUAUGAACCUUCUGUGGAUCGUCCCUUUAAAGUAGCAGAUACAGUUGUUAAUGAGGAACGUGGAUCGCUUGAUACUCCGCAGAUUCAACUGGGAAUGAAGUAUGAUGUUAAAGAAAAAAGAUUUGCCUUAUAUGUAGUUCAGCUUAGCAAUGCGGCAUCAUUUGUUGUGCCACCAAAUGAAAAAGUGUAUGUUCGUAUUGCUGUGCUCCCAUGCUCUGAAACAACAAGUUGUCUUUUUCGAACAAAGGCAGAAUUUCCCCAAGAAUAUAUCCGAUUCAACGAAGUGUUCUGGGUGGCUAUAUCACAUGUUGCUUUAUGCCAGAAAACUAUGAGAGCUGAUGUUUGUUGUAUGACUAAAUCCCUUCAAGAGCAAUGUCUGGCAGGGGCUCAGAUUAGUCUUGCUGAAGUGAGCUGCAGUGGUGAAAGGUACACCUCUUGGUACAAUCUACUUAACUACAAAUACAUGAAGGAACUUAGCAGAAUGCACAAAAUACAAGAUGAUUCCACAAAGCGUGAAAUGCCAUCUGUGAAAUUGCAAAAUACAGAAAUAGAGCUGGAAGCUGAAGAGAAUGUGCUUGAAAACAAGGAAAGCAUCUUACCUCCAGAAGAAUAUUGGCAGAAGGACAAUAUGGAUUAUGAUAUAUCACUUAAUAAAAGUGGUGAUGAAGAAUUCGGUCAAGUACAAGAGGCCUCGCAAAGUGCAGAGACAAUACAGUGGGAUGAACAGCUAAUAACCGAAUGGACAUUUGACAAUGAAACAUUACAAAAAGUGGACAAGGAAACCAUCACCGAAAAUAUUCCACAAGGUGUUUCCGUUGUUCGUCCAAAGGAACGCAGAGUUGCUGUUCCCCAACAGAAUCUUUUUGUAAGAGGAAGCACAAUAAUACGUUCAAAAACAUUUUCACCUGGAGCACAGUCGCAGUAUGUGUGUAGGAUAAAUAGAAGUGAUAGUGACAGUUCAACAUUAUCCAAGAAGUCUCCAUUUGUAAGAAAUGCUUCAGAGAGGCGAAGUGUUCGAGUGAAAAAGCCAAUACUUCCAGCUAAGGGCCUUGAUAGCCUGUUACGUACAUCUCUAGAUUUGGAAUUGGACCUGCAGGUGUCUAGGACAAAACAUAAUCGACUAAACCAAGAAAUUGCCGUUUUAAAGGAUUUAAAAGAACAUCUUGAACAGGCAAAAGCAAAGGGAGAAACGGAGCUUCCUAGCUGGGUUGUGGAAGAUGAGAGAUUCAAGCUCUUGCUCAAACAAGCAGAGAAACAGACAAAAGAAGAACAAAUACAAGAACAACUGGUUCAUAAGAUGAUGAAGAUGGCAGCUAAAGAUGUGCACAGGAUAUGUGGGCAAAACCGAAAAGAAGUAUAUGAAGUGCAAUCAUUCCGAGAGAAGAUGGCAUUUUUCACACGGGCAAAAAUUAAUGUUCCUGAUUUGCCUGUGGAUGAUGUGUGAGGAUUUUCAAGUAUUUACAUUAGCUGCUGAACUGUAACACAUACAAGUGACUGAUCCUGUAAUAUUAUAUGAAGAAAAAAUAAGCAAACCAGAAAUCAAUGUUCCUUGUUUGAAUGUACAGAUUUAUAGUUUUAUUCUUUUACUGUAUAUAGAUAAUAUUAAAUAUAAUUGGCAGGACAUUUGAGUCUUAUCAUUGAAACAUAUAAAGGUAAAAAUAUAUUUCUUCUAUGACAUUAAAUUUUAAAAAUGUUCCAAUCUCUUGUUUUCUUUGAAUUCCAUAAGGAUUUAAAUGGGCAUUUGUAGAUGCAGUUAAAAUUAGGCAAUUAUUGUUCCCCAGAAGGAAAAUUUAAUAAUAAGAUCAGUUACAAGUGUUGAAUUUUUCUAGCUCUUCUCAGGUCUAGUCAUUUUUGAAAUUAUUUUUCUAAGAAAAAAUGAAUGUGCUGACUUCACUUUUGGUGUGGGUUUUAGGGUGUGGAGUUGCUACAGUUAGAAAAAUAAAUCACCAGCUGUUUGGUAACAUUUUAUGUACAAAAUUACACUACAGAGAUUUUUGAUUCUUUGUCUUAGGAUUUUUUAUGGAGUGCCAUUCAGUUCAGUACAUUUCACAACAAAAUCUUAAAGUGAAUACAUCAUAGGGUAAAUAUAUUUAAAGUAAAAUCUAUAUUUUAUCUAAAUAUACCAAACAGCUAAUAAGUAAUAUGCUGUAUGUUUCCUAGGAUAAAAGAGCAUUGUAUGGAGAGUGAUUUUAUUUUUUUUUUAAUUGUAAAAAUGUGCCAUUCCAUUUGGAAUUCUGUAACACAGCUUUUUAGUAUGCUAUAUUGUAUGCUAAAAUAUGGGUUUUGCUCUUUUGCGUUCAGCUUACAUAUAAGCAAAGUAAGAAAUUUCCAAAUAGAUUCCAGUAAAUGCCUGUCUCCAUGAUACAUGCUUGAAAUGCUUUUUCAUAUUCUUGAUAGGACUAUGAUUUGCAUGGCAAUGCAUAAAGAACAAAUCAAUCAAAUUAAUUUACGUCAAAAGCUUUUAUGUGCUAUUCUGAGAAGUGUGUGUGUAUAGUACAGUAUAAUCUGUACGUAAAACGUCCCAACUGAAUGUUUCGAUAAUGUACUGCAUACACAGAUUCUGAAUGGAUAUUGUGAACAAUCCAUCAUAUGAUGUCUCAUUUUGCUUUGUAAUGAAUAUAAUAUGAUACAAGUCUAAUUUGCCACGUAUUAGUUAUCAACAUUCUGUAGUGUAAUACAUAGUUUCAACUACGUGACAUUUUCAUUUUUCAUGCGUUACUGGAUGGCUCUUAUUUUUGUUGUCUUGUUAACAUCAGCAUAACUCAGGUACUAUAAAGUAGCAUACAAGCACUUUUUAAUAUUUUUUUUUUCUAUCUGAAAUUUACUGUUGAGUAUUUGUUUGAAUAUUCAACUUAUAUAUAAAUACUAUCUGGGGCUGGUUCCUGGCAUAGUGACUCCUGAUCUUGAAACAGGCAUUGAAUCUUUCCCUUUAGGGUUUAUGUAACGAAACGCACAUCCAGACUUAAGGGCCUUUAAAAUCACCAGAAGUUUUGCCUAUUUAAAAAAACUGAUGAUAAUGUGUGCGUUUAAAAUGUUGUUUUAAGUUAGCAAUAUUUUCUUAAGGCUCAAACUAGCUUAUGGUUGUUCAUGCGACUGAAUUAAAAAUAUAAAGCCUCAAUGGCUCUCCACAACAACAGAUUCCCACCAAAUCUAAACAUUUAAACAUUUAUGAUUAAUAUUUAUCUUUUUAUUUUAAACAAACUUGCAAAAACACUCAAAAGUUGUUUUUUUUUUUUUAUAAAAUAUAAAUUUAAACUCCCAGGCUCAUUUAAUAUUAUGCAUUUCAAACUGGGUUUGAAAAUAUCUUUGCUGUACUUACCUGCACAAACUCGCAAAUACAUGUGAUAACAGUAGACUCCAAUGAAAUGUGUAGCAUGAAUUUGUUACUGGAAAUCCUGUAAUGCAGCAGAUGACUUCAGACUUUGCUUAAAAGUGUAAAUACACUCUGCAUCUGUGUUUAUCAGUAUACUUCAUGAUGUUUGCUUGAGCUGUAUGCUUGAAGUAGUCCUAUUCACUGUGCUUUCAGUAAUUUACUCUGGAUUACACUUUAAUAAUAAAAUAAAAAAUACAUGUCUAUACCUUCAUUAGAAAGUGAUACUGUGGAAUGGUGGCACUACAUAAAACCUCUGAAAUGUGAAUCACAGCUUAGCAUUACAAUUGUUGUUGGUCUUCAUUUUAUGUGGCACUUUUCUUCUCAUGAUAACAGCAACUUUUUCUUUAUCUAAGUAUCUGAGGUGACUGGAUACUAAAAUAUCAGUUAUUUAAAAUACAUCUUUCUAAAAAUUUUCCAGUCCUUGUUCAAAUUUUGUUGACUUUAACAUUGCUGUUAAUUAGUCAAAAAAGGUGUUUAACUAAUUAAGUCAUUAUAUGUAUGUUCUUCAUUUGUUUGUUUAGUCCUUAAAAAUACUUUGCACAAUUUUCUUCAAUUCAUUCUAUAAACGUAUAUAAUUCUCUCUGACCUUAUGAUGAACUGGAUUUAAUUUCAUGACACAUGAAAUGAAAUAUUUGAGACUGUUUGUUUGAUUUUUCAUGAACUUGACAUUGUUUUCAUUGUUUGUAAUAUGUGUUUGAAAUAGUUUAUUUCCAUUAUUUUUUACUAAGGAUGUUAUUGGGAAAGUUGAGCUUUUAACUUGUACUAUACCCCUGCUAUGGCAGCAUGUUAUUCUGUAUUUGAAUUUGGGCAUUUCUGAGCAAAGUUUUAAAUGCAGAGGCAUGUUAAAGUACAAUAUAUUUUAUUAACUAAUUAGCAUUCCACAUGACCUUGACCAUCAUAUUUGUGUGUCUUGAACCCUCAUUUCAAAUGAACUCAUCUGUUAUUGUCUUACCUAACUCGGCUUCAAUGAUGGGCCACCUACUUACCUACGUUCUCACUUUUACACACCACCCAUUACCUUGACAGUUGAGUUGCAUCCUGGUAUCCCUGUUCUGGAUGAGAUUCUGUUGGUGUUUGUGUGAAGCAUCAUAACUAUAAAAUCUGAAUUGCAUUUCAUCUGGUUCCUUCCCUUUUAAAAGUUGCCUAGGAUAAUUACAACAGGGGAGCAAGACUCCCAACAACAUAACUCUAAAGAAAGUCAGGGCAAGCCAGUCUCUUCCCCUAAAUUGCCAUCCAAGAAGUAAUAUGUUUUCUAAUUUUAAAUUAAGGAUAUGAGAUUAAAAGGUUUUAGAAAAAGAACAGCAAAAUAACAUUACUAGUGUAACACUAAGUAUAUGGUGGCUGUGAGACUAAGGAUCUAUGCUGAUGUCUGGAAGGUUGCUGGUUUGAAUCCCCGUUAAUGCUAAAAGAGAUCCUACUCUGCUGGGCCAUUGAGCAAGGCCCU
Molecule: messenger RNA, 7765 nt
Organism: Polypterus senegalus (gray bichir)
Lineage: Eukaryota; Metazoa; Chordata; Cladistia; Polypteriformes; Polypteridae
Gene: wwc1
Product: WW and C2 domain containing 1
Exons: 22
Coding region: 988-4392 (1134 amino acids)
Biological process (GO): regulation of DNA-templated transcription; negative regulation of organ growth; cell migration
Cellular component (GO): cytoplasm
Molecular function (GO): kinase binding; molecular adaptor activity
Source: RefSeq, a predicted model, not a curated record